Molecule: messenger RNA, 843 nt
Organism: Schistocerca piceifrons (Central American locust)
Lineage: Eukaryota; Metazoa; Arthropoda; Insecta; Orthoptera; Acrididae
Product: neural Wiskott-Aldrich syndrome protein-like
Exons: 3
Coding region: 1-843 (280 amino acids)
Source: RefSeq, a predicted model, not a curated record
AUGUCCAUCAGUAAGUUGGGUGCAAAACUUGCCUUGUCCCUUUUGACAAAUCGCAUUGAAGGCUGGGGUCGUGUGACUGUAAUGCAAGAUGGGUACCAUAAGCAUGUAAACAUUGUACUUGUGUGGUAUCUUACAGCUGUUUAUUCUGAAAGUUCUACACAUUCUCAGAAUGCUAUAAAAGUCCAAGGGGAGCCUAAUUAUAAUUCUGAAAUCAACCUACCACUGUCCGUAUGCAAACGUGGGAAACACUUAGGACACACAAACUCGAGCAGCAUUACAAACACGGUUGUUCCUAUUAAUGAAAAGAAACUGGAGGAUGUUUCAAAACUCCUCGAGAAACACUAUAGUGAGUCCUGGAGGGAACGUGAAUCCUUGUCGUGGUUCAUGACAUUACUAGGUACCAGCGGGUCAGGGGCACCAGUUGAAUCAGAAUGCCUAACAGGAGAAGAUGAAGAUAUUGUUCCUGGUAUGAUGGCGGCGCAGCCGGACGGGCCGGUGCCGUACAAGCCGGAACGGCCUCCACCGCCGGCACAGCCCCCGCAGGCGCCUCCGCCCCAGCCGCCACCUCCAUCGCAGCAGACGUCUCGCCAGGCCCCACCUCCGCAACCGCAACCUCCCCAGCAGCAAGCACAACCGCAGCAACCACCGCAACAACCACCUCCGCCGCCACCUCCCCAGCAGCAACCACCACAGCAGCCACCUCCUCCACCUCAACAGCAGCCACCUCAGGCACAGAUCGAGUACUUGCCCCCACCUUCGCAGCCUCGUAACCGAAUUUCAUUGUUGCAUCCUCAGGAGUUCCUCAGGCCCCUGCCACAGGGGGCACGCCUCCAACCUCCGUAA